Molecule: messenger RNA, 988 nt
Organism: Oryzias latipes (Japanese medaka)
Lineage: Eukaryota; Metazoa; Chordata; Actinopteri; Beloniformes; Adrianichthyidae
Gene: ostc
Product: oligosaccharyltransferase complex subunit
Cellular component (GO): oligosaccharyltransferase complex
Source: RefSeq, a predicted model, not a curated record
AGUCAUCGCGUAGAUCGACGUCAGCGUACGUGUCCGUUUGCGCCGCUGUGGCAGGAAAUUUCUUGUGAAAGUAUUAUGGAGACUUUAUUCAGUGUUCCGUUUGCUGUGCUGGAGUGUCCGAACGUUAAGCUGAAGAAGCCGUCAUGGCUGCACAUGCCGUCGGCCAUGACCGUGUACGCGGUGGUCAUCGUGUCCUACUUUCUCAUAACGGGAGGAAUAAUCUAUGACGUCAUUGUAGAACCACCAAGUGUAGGUUCAAUGACUGAUGAACAUGGACACCAGCGGCCAGUCGCCUUUUUGGCAUACAGAGUGAAUGGGCAGUACAUUAUGGAAGGACUGGCUUCCAGUUUCCUCUUCACAAUGGGAGGUCUGGGAUUUAUAAUCCUGGAUCGCUCCAACGCACCCAACAUUCCCAAACUGAACCGCUUCCUGCUGCUCUUCAUCGGGUUCGUCAGUGUCCUCCUCAGCUUCUUCAUGGCCAGAGUGUUCAUGCGCAUGAAGCUGCCAGGAUACCUCAUGGGCUAAGACCACAAACAGAAGCGAUGAAGAAGUUGGCGUCCUACAUGUAACGUGUUUCCAAAUCAGAAAUAAUGGAAGGAACCGCCAGCACUGAGCCCGGUCUAGAAACUGGACUGAACUACAGCGACCGCGCUGACUUCCUCUCUGUUAGUGUUGUUAGGCUGUGCAGAAAUCUAUAACCCUCACCGUUUGUUCAUGCUGAUUUGUGUUACCACUUGUCGUAUGUUUUGACCAACCUAAAGCGUUAACUGCAAAUGAAAAAUGCAGAAUAAGGAACGGAAAAGUAAGUUACAUUAAUUCUAAGGAGUCUUUAACGCAAAAUGAGGCAUCUACAGAUCAUCCAGAUUCACAUUUAGCAGUAAAGUUUAGGUCCACAGAUUUUGUAUGGAACAAAUUGAGUUAACGGAGUCCUUGAACCUUUCGCAAUUUGUUUUCUACUAGAUUGUGAAAUAAAAUUCUUUUCACAAAA